Xyrichtys novacula (pearly razorfish) is the source of this 13571-nucleotide messenger RNA. Lineage: Eukaryota; Metazoa; Chordata; Actinopteri; Labriformes; Labridae. The record is from the annotation of a GenBank genome assembly.
AAAAAUGGCGGACAGCAGCAUUGGAGUCGGUAAAUGAAGUGUGUUUUGGUGUUUAUUAUGCGAACCUGCUGGAAUAUGAACCGAAUUCUGCAGCGAUAGAAACCAGUUCGGUAGGUGCACUGUGUUUUUGCUCUUUAGGACGCUUAUUGACGGUAAAACGAUAAAAACAUGUAGCCGCAGAGACACACACAGAGUCUGGAAGUGUUUUCAUUGUGUAACAGUGUUCAUAACAGAGGAGCUCUGAUACCUGUUUCACUGGACCAAAACUUUAUCGAACCUCAAACGAAAGGAGCUUGUAAUUUAAUAAUAAAAGCCUCGGUCGAUCUAUAUUAUGAGGAUUCAGCUUAGAACAGGGACUGAUGUGAACUGUGAAAACCUCACUCAGGUUUAUGGGACAGGAUAACACAUGACUCUGGAGUCCUGAGCAGAGGUGUUACCAGUUUAUGAAAUACAUGGGAUGGUCUUCAGACAGGAUAAGACCCGGUCUGAAGGGGCUGCUGUUAUAGAAUCAGGCAAAUGAGGGUUGACAGGUGCCAGAUCUACUGAGACCCAGAGAGGUCCUAGAGAAGCCAACAGUCAGUCAUAAUCCAACACCCAAAGUCAUAUCAAAUACUUUAAAGAAAGCAUAAUAACAGAAAAUUCUUAUGGAAAUUGCAACUGCAUAUGAAAAAUAUGCAGGGGAGAGUGGGUUAAGUUGAGCCACCCCCUGUUGCUUGGAAAUAGUAAAAGCUCAAAAACUCAACAACACAUUAAAAAUAUAGUUAUUCACUGUAAUUGCUUGUGUACUGAUGUUUUAAUAACAAUGUAUAACUUAAUAAACUAACUCUUUCUUUUCCCCUGUCUACAGUCUGACCAUGAGUAGCCGGAGGAAGCGUGCCCCUCCUGUGAGGGUGGACGAAGAUGCCAAGAAGAAGCUGAACUGGAACAUGCUGGAUGACCGUAAGAAUGAGGCGGUCCAGGAAGAAGACCUGACACCAAGCUGCUCAAUUAUUCCAGCCGAGCCGACCCCCAGCAGUUCUUUUUUCUCAAAUACAGAGGACGUCCCAGAGGUUGCCUCCACCAGCACUGUCAGGUUUACAGAGGAACUACCAGGUCCAUCUUCAGACAGCACUUCCACCACCACCUCUCUGUCCCUUACCGUGGAGCCAGCUGUGAAGCCCGGCCACAUCUGGAAGGCGCUUAUCGGAGAGUUCAGCAUCCAGCCGGCUUGGAGCCCCUCGGACUGUGAACAGAGAGCGUUCGUUCUGCACAGGAUGGGCGAGCAGCUGUGUCUGAGUUACAGCAGCAGUGAUGAGAGUUCAGGGCUGCAGUGGAGGCCUGAUGAGGACUCUUGUACAGCGGAGUGCAGCCUCAGUGUGAUCCCCCUGGAGGACCUCGACUGGAUGCAGAAGAGGAGGGUGGUGCAGCUCUGCCACCAGAGGAAAGAAGGAUCUGUGAAGGUAUGAAGAUGUUUCAGGUUUACAUGUAAACAGGAAGUUGUCUUCAGUGUGACUGUGCAGCCUUUUGUAUGCUUUUAAGAACAUUUGCAAAAAUCUAGUCCCACAGUAAAAAAUAAAAUAAAUAUAAAAUAAAAAAAUCAAUUAGUUGUUUUCGUGUGCAUGUUGCAGGUAGGAAUUUACCUGCUGGAGACUGGGCUCGGGAAGCCAGAGUUCCUCAGUGAGGGAAAUGCACGGCUGAAGAAAGCGAAUCAGCUAAUGCAGAGGCUAAUGGAGUAUUUUUACGAUUUUAUCAUUCCUGGUAAGUUUCUGUUAGCUACCCUGACAGUGAGACCAUCAUAUUCAGGGGAAAACAACAGCUGAUAAUUACAAUAAUCAUUUAUUUAACUUCCUCCUCUCUGAUGUAUUCCCACGCAGAGGUUGUGGAGAAUGAUGAGGAGGAAUGCGACACCGACCUGGAGAGACAAAACGUUGAAGAGCUUUACGACUUUGUCAGACAUCUCCACCAGAGAGAGAGCAGCGAGGUGACCUAUGACGUCCAGCACAAAGCUCUUAUUCCUAUCCUCAGACUGUAUCAGAGCCAGGCCGUCAACUGGAUGCUGCAGAGAGAGAAAUUCAGAAACUCUACACCUAAAGGUACUGGCGUCUUGACUUUUCAAACUGUGUGUUGCUGAUUUGAUUUGCAGAAGGACUGACUGAUGGUCUUAGUUUAUAGUUCCAGUCUAGGAAACUUAAAAAAAAGGGAAUUUUGAAGAUUCUCUUGCGCUGAAAUUCAGGAACUUUUCCUUGAAGCAGAAAGAGUGUGAGCAACAGAGCUGUCACACUUAAAUUUAAGGGUUCAUGUUGUUGUUAUUGAUCUUGAUAAUAUUUACUCUCUCUUUGCAGAACAAACAAUGCAUUUCCUCUGGCGAGAGUUGAUCACUUUGUGUGGAAAGAAGUUGUUCUACAACCCUUUUACUGGCUGGUAAGAUAGAAAUCCUUAAUGUUUAACAAUCAGAUUAACUUAAUAAAAGUACUUUUGUUUAUUUACCAUUAAUGCUGUUAUUGAAAAGGCCAUGAAAGAGAUGAAAUGAAUACUCAUGCCUCUUUACAUCUUUAAAAGACCAUCAGAGACUUGAUUAGUUUAUUAUUUUUUAACAGUUUUUAACACCUGUUAGUCCUUUUUUUAAAAUAUCUGUUUGAUACUGACUCUGUCUGCAUGUAGAGUAGGUUGUACAUUAGAAAUUGAAAGUAAAGAAUUAUCAGUUUUUGUUGGAAAAUACUGGCUGUUUAGACAUAAACAGAACAAGACCACCAGAGCGGUAAAUCGUCCAGGUUAGAGGUGCCAAAAUCUGCACAACCUGAAAGCUCACCACAAAAGUUCACUUCCUUUUAAUUACAUUGUCCCUGGUGAGGUUUCUUUAUUCGCUUAUUUUUAGUUUUAAUGCUUUUGUUUGUUUGUUUCUAUUUUUUGCAGCUUAAUCCGAGAAUUUCCUCUGGCGGGUGUUGAGUGGCCUGGUGGGAUUUUGGCGGAUGAAAUGGGUCUAGGCAAGACUGUGGAAGUUCUGGCUCUCAUUCUGUUUCACACCCGUCAGGACGUGGAGCAGGAGGCCCUCACUCUGCCUGUGGUGAGCGUUACUCCGCAUCUACAGCUGGAAUGAAGAACAUCUCCUAAACCUUCUCCUCUAUUAUUGUUGUAGUCUCCUCUUUGUCACAGAUAAAAACACAUUUUCCUCUCUUGUUCCAACAGGGUAAAUCUGUCAAUUAUUUUAUACCUCCUCCUCCUCUUGAGAGGAAUCAAGUCAAUCGGCGCAAGUCGGACCCUCAGCCUAAAAUAAAGAUCUCCUACCCGAGUACGUCACCCGUGAUCUACUCAGAAAUAACAGUUUUUACUGAGGCUGCAGUUUGGUUUUAAUUCUGCUGCAUUAUGUUUCGUGCAGCUGUUCGUGUCAUGCUCCUCACUGCCAUCAAGGAGAUGAGAUCAGGAAAAGGCGCCUCCGUCAACGCCAUCUUCACCUACAUCCGAGCCACCUAUGGUUAUGACCUCUUGAAGAACCGCAACCACAUCAAGAAGACCCUGAUGAAACUGAUAGAUGAGGGUCUGGUUACCCGGGUGAAGGGUCGAGGCUUGGCAGGGUCGUUCAAACUGGGAAAAAACUACAAAGAAACAAAGAAGACAUUAGCAGCAGCCAAGUUUGUAAGAAUAAAGAGCAUCAAUUUUCCAUUUUUUUAGAUAUAGUGCUACUUUUUGGGUUGUUUUGUUUGACUUUUUCCGAUUUCUUUGUUGUUAGAGUCCCAAAACCUCAGAGAGCUCGCCCAGGAAAACAUUUCAGAGACGAGCGAAAGAAAAAGCAGAGGCAGCGCUGCAAAGUUCUCUUUCAGAGGAUCAAACAGAUCUGCUCUCCCCUACAUCUGACUGUCUGGCAUCAGGGGAAAAAGAAACAAAGAAAGAAUGGGAUGAAAGUCUGAGCGAGAAAAUAGAUCAGACCGAUGACACACUGGAAAAGUCCACCCCAGCCUCCCAGAUGUCUGAGGAUAAAAGCGAGUCAGAUACACAGGGCGCACCGAGAACGGAUCAUCUCCCUGAAGAAAGUAAAGAAAGUCCUCAGCUUGAAGAAACCUGUGAAACCCCGACCAGAGCGUCUGUUUUCCCUUUCAACACGCCAGACUAUCGCUUUGAGUGCAUCUGCGGUGAGCUGGGUAUUAUCGACUACAAGGCUCGGGUUCAGUGUAUGAACUGCCAGCUGUGGCAGCAUGCGGAGUGUGUCAACUACAAAGAAGAAAGUCUGGAAACGACACCUUUCUACUGCCCGCACUGCCUGGUGGCCAUGAAACCCGUCUCCACCGGGGCCACCCUCAUCAUCUCCCCGAGCUCCAUCUGCCACCAGUGGGUGGAGGAGAUCAACAGGCACAUCAGGUCCUCCUCGCUGAGAGUGCUGGUGAGUAAGCUGAUGGAUUUAGAGGAUGAUUGUUUGAUGUUUCUUUUAUCUCGAGGAGUAAAAUUUUGAAAUAUCACCGUCACACCAGGAUGUUGUUUCAUCUCAGGGUUUUUAUUUGUUAGUAUUUAACAACCUUUUCUGCCUAAUAGAGGCUGACGCACAUUUAAGAUCAUAAGAUUAUCAUUUGAGGUGUUUAACAUGAUCAUGGCAGGUUGAUAAAAUUGAGAAUUUCUGCUUCAACUCUCAGACAGCUCAGAUAAUUCAGCUCCCAGGCAGUUUCACUGGUGCUAUAUUCCCUGUAGAUGUUCCCUUCCGCUUCUGACUUUUGUCUCUUAAUAAAACACGUCCAAUCUUCUCCUCAACUAUCUUACAGAUAUUGUGUCUCAUAUUUCUAAAAAGCACACUCCAUCAAACUGUUUUAUAUUGUUGUCAAACCGUCUCUCUGCUCCCUAUCUCAGGUUUAUCAGGGUGUAAAGAAACACGGGUUCAUCCAGCCGCACAUGCUGGCCGAGCAGGAUGUGGUCAUCACCACCUACGACGUCCUGCGCUCAGAACUCAACUACGUGGACAUCCCUCACAGUAACAGCAAAGACGGACGCCGGUUCCGUAACCAGAAGCGCUACAUGGCCAUACCCAGCCCUCUGGUGGCUGUGGAGUGGUGGAGAAUCUGCCUGGAUGAGGCUCAGAUGGUUGAGUGUCCCACGGCUAAGGUGAGGGGAGGGAAAUCCACUUGACACUUUGACCCUGCCUGUAAUAAAUGUGAUAUAAGGAUGUAUGGUAGAUUCAAAACUCUUAAUUUUGAUCACAGUUUACCUUUGUUUCAGGCUGCAGAGAUGGCUCUGCGUCUUGCGUCUGUAAAUCGCUGGUGUGUCAGCGGUACUCCUGUUCAGAGAGGCUUAGAAGGUAACACUAGGCGCUGUAUCUGUGAGGGAGGCUUUGAAUGAGUCUCCUUGAUGUAAAUGUCACAUUUAGAGGUUAAAAAAAUCCACCUAAAUGAAUGUUUUUUUUCUACAGAUCUGUACGGUCUUGUGCUUUUCCUGGGAGUUGACCCUUACUGGGUGAAACACUGGUGGGACCAGCUGCUUUAUCGACCGUAUCGUCGUGGAAACACAGAGCCACUGUAUAAUGUGAUUGCCCAGAUACUGUGGAGAUCAGCUAAAAAAGAUGUCAUCGAUCAGGUAGGAAACAAACUUUUCCCUGAAAUGGAGAGCUUCUAGGUAACGUUUUCUAGGUGUGAUUAAUGAGCUCUUCUCCUUUGUGUUCCAGAUUCAGAUCCCUCCUCAGACAGAGGAGGUGCACUGGCUGCACUUCUCCCCCGUCGAGGGUCACUUCUACCACCGUCAGCACGAGGUCUGCUCUCAGGACGCUCUGGUCAAACUCAGGAAGAUCUCCGACUGGAGCCUGAAGCUUGGCAGCCUCGACCGCCGCACCGUCAACACCAUCCUGUGCCCACUGCUGAGGCUACGCCAGGCGUGCUGCCAUCCCCAGGCUGUGAGGGGGGAGUUCCUGCCCCUGCAGAAAAGGUAAGUGACACUUGGUUUUGUGUUUUCGGGACACUCGUCACAGAAGAGGGGUCUUUAUCAGAAAGCAGCUGCACAGGUUAAUUAACAAUCCCGCCAGACUAAAGAGAGUAUCACAGCUUUCGUGGCUGUUUGUUAAUCGUGUCUAUUUAUGUUUAUUUAAAAGUGACCCCUUCAGAUUAAUUAGUAUUUGUUGAGUGGGCUCGUCUGCUCUGCUUCCCUCCUCUCAGCACCAUGACCAUGGAGGAGCUCCUGAAGUCCCUGCAGAAGAAAUGUCGAGUGGAGUGUGAAGAAGCUCACAGACAAUUGGUGUGCGCACUCAACGGCCUGGCAGGAAUCCACAUCAUCAGAGGUACAAAUCCCCACUCCUGCGCUUGUGCUCCCUCUGCCCCCCGCUUUCCCAUGGGAAUCAGUUCAAAGAAGACACAAGCUGGGAUCUCAUCUUUGUGUCCGUCAGCACGUUUUGAAACCAGGAGGUUUUGUCUCAGCAGAUCUAUAUGUAUAACGUGGCUGAAUGUGCUGCGGCCGUUUCUAUAGCUUGCUUCAUUAACCGGUUUUGUGACAGACAGGCUGAGUGUCACCGACGACCACUUUGUCUUUUGUCACCUGCAGAUGAGUUCGUGGAGGCAGCGGAGAUGUACAGAGAAGUGCUCCGUUCAUCAGAGGAGCACAAAGGCCGACUGAAAACAGACUCUUUACAGGUAAACAGCCUCAUCCUAAUCAUGGGGAUUUACAUAUGAAGAGACCGUUUCAGAUAUUCAGACUUCUGUUUGAAAGUAUCAGUUUUCUAACCGCAGUUUAAUUUGAAAAGUUGUUGAAAACAUGUUUCUAUCUUGUGUCUUUUCACAACUGUGUCCAACAGAGGCUCCAUGCGACACAUAAUUUGAUGGAACUGCUAAGCGCAAAGCAUCCUGGGAUCCCUCCUACGCUGAGAGAUGACCGGCUAAGUGAAGAGGUUGCCUGAUAAUUUCAGACAAAGUUAUUAAUGGUUAAUUUUGAGGUUAGUUCUGUGAGUUGAAAAUCUCUUAUUGUCCAUGUCUCUGCAGGCGGAGCAGCUACGGCAACACUACAUGACCAAAUAUGACUCUGAGGUAGCAGACGCCCACCAAGGGCUCCAGCCGGUCCUGCAAAACAUAAAGGAGCUGAAACGCAAAGUAAGAAGUCUAUUACAUCCAUCCAUCUGUUAUCUAUACUCGUUCACUCCUGGGGGUUUUAGGGGGAUUGGCAUUGAGAAAAAGGCAGAGAACGGGUCGAUAGUCUAUCACAGGGCUGACAUGUUGAGACAAUCACUCUCAUUCACGCCUAAAGCCAAUUUAGAGUCACCUUUAACUAGACAAGCAUGUCUUUGAGCUUUCCUGGAGAGAGAGUCCAUUUUUACAAUUUUUUCCAUUUACCAUUCUUUACAUUUUUUCACCAAGAAGUCGCCCAAAUACUCUUAAAAUACUUGUUUUUUCACUCUAAAACAACGAAUCUUCAAUGUGAACAAGAGCACAUCUGACACGACAACAUACUUUUAUAUCAAAUAUUUGUUAUUACCACACCACUUUAACUCAAACAUUAUAUAAAACUGAUUCUGAUUAAAGGUACAUGAAGGUCUAGUUGGUCCCAAGAAUGAAUUGAUUUAUUUAGUUGCACAGAUUUUGGAUUAAAGUUCAUUCUUGACUGCCCACUGAGCAUUUUUUGGUCUAAAAUAAGGUCUAAUAGACAUGUAAAUGUAGCCUAGAAUCAGACUACCACAGGUCUACAAAUGAAAGUUUUUUAGACAUCUAAUUUUAGACCAAGUCUAGACUAGCCGGCAAACAGAGGUUAUCAAAUGACCCAUUAUCUGAUAACUUUUUAUUUCAAGAAGUAACUGUGAGUUGCUCUCCAAGCAACUUCUAAGUUCUGUCUAAAAAUAGACAGUCUAGACGGUUGAAAUUCAGUCCAAAAAAACAGACAUCUAAUAGUCGUCUAUUGCUCAGUGGGUGUAUCUAGGCAAACUGACAUAUAUACAGAAUUAUAAUGUGGUUAAGACUGAGCCAAGAACUCGAUUUCUUCAUAUACCACCUGUCAAGAAGAUGUUUAAUGUUUCAAAAUGGGUAAAAUUUAGAAUAAUUCUGAUCAGAACAAACUUCUUUUCUUUUCCUUUAGGUGAAGCUGGGUUCUCCCUGGUGGCUCGAUGUCAUCCAGAAGGCAAUUCGAAGCUCCAACGAUGACGAUCUGGUGUCCCGUGUGAAGAAUGAGCUGACAUCCAGCUACAAACAACAAGCGCACAAGCUCUCCAUGGCAGACAAGUACUCCAGUUAUUUAUUUUAGAAGUCAUGGAAGGAUCUUAUCUUUAUGGAAAGUGUUCUUUAAAAAAUGAAACGCUGUAUUUUUGCAGGUUUCGGGAUGCCUGUGGUCUGCAGUUCCUGCUCACAUCACAAAUGCAGGAUCUGAUGAAGUCCCAGAAGACAGUUCAGGAUGCGGUGAAGAGCCUCGAAGGCCCGGCUUCACAGAAAGUGAUCGAUGAAGCCACGAUCUGUCACCUCAGGCCGAUGAGACUGCCACUCAAUAAGUAAGACUUCAGCUUUUUCCUUUUUUUGGAAAGUACAUUAAUUUUUUGUCAAAGCUGUGGUGUUUAUAUCUUUGUAAGCAUUUUUUCUCUUGUGUUAUUUUUGGCAGUUGUGUCUUUUGCAAAGCUGAUGAACUUUUCACCGACUACGAGUCCAAGCUGUUUGCUCACACGUGAGUGGACCAACAUUUCAUUUAACUGCCAAGUAAAUAUCCGAAAAAGAAAUCGCUGAUUCAUGAGGAUGUUUCCCCGACAGGGUGAAGGGUCAGACGGCCAUCUUUGAGGAAAUGAUCGAAGAUGAGGAGGGGUUGGUGGAUGACCGUCUCCCCACCACCAGCAGAGGUUUGUGGGCCGCCAGCGAGACCGAGCGCACCCUGAAAGCCAUCUUGUCUUUCGCUAAAGCUAAACGCAUGGACCCUGAGCUGGUGGAGGAGGGCAACACUUUCAUGGAGCUGUUUGAGAACUGGAAGAAAGAGUACAAGGUUUGUGCAUCCUUUCACCACCACCCGUCUUCUUCUCCAAGCAAACAUGGCAGCACUUAACAAAAGAGUUUUGGAAAUCUGUGAAUGAGUUUGACUGAAUCUAGAGCCUUCCUUUUACCUGCUCAGGUGCUGCAUGAGUACUGGAUGGUGCUGAGGAAUCACGUGUCGGCCAUUGAUGAGCUGGGUAUGGCUACAGAGAGGCUCCGGGUUCGUCUGCCUGAUGAGCCAAAGCCCAAACUUCUGCACAUCAUCGAGCCACAUGAGGUGAGUUUCAGACGAUAAGACAGGUAUUGUUGUGAAAUUCCUCUUUAUCAUGUUUCACCCAGCAUAAUACCAUGUCACACCAACAACCUCAAAGGAGAAAAACUCUCCCACAUGAUCUAACUUAAAAGUUUAAUUGUUAGCACUACAUUUCAAUACUAUUAAAUAGUGAAAAUAACCCCAUACUAUCAAGUGUAAACAUGGAAAUAAACCACAAGUAGAAAGCCGGGCAGAAAGCAGAAAACUAAUAACUCCUCAAGACCAUAAUUUUUGUAUGUGUUGAUGUUAAAUCAGCAAAAAUCUUAGAGAUCACUUCCUAUUUCCCUUUUCAAACCUAUUGUUAAAGUUAUAUAUGUAAUAAAUGAGCUGAAAAGUUGCCCUCAGGUUUGUGUUCUUCCAAAUUUUUCAGGUUUGGCUGGUUUCGGUGCAUCAUAAAUACAAUGUUAAGAGCAAGCUGCAGACUGAACCAGUUUCCACGGCUUUAAUAUUCUGCCCCAACUAUUUUUAUGGCAUUCCUGACCUCUGACCCCCUCGGCUUGUUUUGCUUGCAGGUGGGGCAGAAUAGAGUGAAGCUCCUGAAUGACCAGGCGGUGGCCAAGUCUCAACUGCAAAAGAAGCUGGGACAGUAUCUGUACCUCACCAACCUGGAGAAGGUCAUUAUAAUUGCACAGUGAAUACACGGCGCAUAAAUCUGUUUCAGAGCUUAUUCUUAGACUUCAUCUCAAGCUGUGGGAUUUAAUAGCACUCAAAAUAAUUUGACUUUCCUCAUUCCAGUCCCAGGACAAGUCUACCGGAGGGCUGAACCCAGAGCCAUGUCCGAUCUGUGCUCGGCCCCUGGGACAGGAGGUAAGAUAGGUUUUUAGCCAUAAUGAUCCUGAGGUUGUGCCUCAGGUUAUUAUUUAUCAGAUUUUACCGUCUUUCUUAUCUUGAUUCAACAACUAUUAACGAGUUUUUGAAGGAGAAUAAUUGACAUUUACUUUACCUCUGGCAUAAAUAUGUUAUACUCUAAAUUAUUAUUCUUUUAUGUCCCGAAUGAAUUCACACUGAUCCAUAUUUCUGGCUCAAAUAAUCAUGGAUAUAAAGUGUUAAUGUACAUGGAAUAAGAGCUUUGGUUAUUAUAAAAUUUUUAGGUUUUAUAAACGGCAAAAAAAUUCAAUAUCUGCAUUGGUAUCAGCCCUGGAAAAACCCGUAUCAGUCACUUUAGCUAUCACCUUAUAAUCUCACUGUCUCUUAUUUCCCAGUGGGCAGUGCUGACUUGCGGCCACUGCUUCUGCAACGAGUGCAUCGCUAUCAUCGUGGAGCAGUACAGCGUCGGGUCGAGGCGGCGUGCCAUCAAAUGCGCCAUCUGCAGACAGACCACCUCACAUGCAGAGAUCUCCUACGUGUUCACCACGCAGUCAUCCAGUCAGGACCAAGACAUACCUGUGAAGGUCAGUCAGCUGCACCAAUUUGAGAGAAAUUGUUGGAUCUGGGUGUUAGAAUAAUUCAGUUUUGCUCUGUUUGGUGUAAAAGCUGUCGAUGCUGAUGUCUGGAUCGUUAGAAAAAAUGUCAUUUAUGACCAUGGAGGGUUUUUUUUUGUUUUCAUGCCCUAUAAUAUAUUUUACUCCCCCUGUGUCUGUCAGGGAAGUCAUUCUACCAAAGUGGAGGCUGUGGUGAGAACACUGAAGAAGAUUCAAGUGACCGACCCCGGGGCUAAGUGUCUGGUCUUCUCCACGGUAACUGCAAACUCAUCCCGCUCUGUGAGAUUUAUUUUAAUGUUACCCAGUUUGAUUCUGACUCACUUCUUUCCCUUUUCUUCCCCCGGACAGUGGCUGAGUGUCCUCGACAUCAUUGCCAAGGCCCUAUUCGACAACAACAUGGAGUUCUCUCAAAUCAACGGGAUUCACAAAUUCCAGGUUUGAAUUUUCUUUAAACCUUUAAAACUUAAUAACAUGUAAAGUUGGCUAAUGUUUUUUUUUGCGUGUUUAUAUGAAUUUCCAGGAGAAUCUUUGCUCCUUCAAAUAUGAAGAAAAGAUAAACAUCCUCCUCCUUCCUCUUCACACUGGCUCCAACGGUCUGAACAUCAUUGAAGCGACUCACGUGUUGCUGGUUGAGCCGAUCCUCAACCCUGCUCACGAGCUCCAGGCUAUAGGCCGAGUGCACCGGAUCGGCCAAACUAAGUAAGAAGCAGAGAAUCAAGUCUAUCAGUGGACAACAGCAGUUAAACCUUGGCCUGAUGAUAAAGCUGUGAUCAAGUUUCAACCUACAAGAAGUAAUAAACACUACUAUUCGAGACUUGUACCACCCACAGCAAUGACUCUCACAAUUUCAGUGUCUUUAAUUUAUCUAGAAAUUUAAUCUGUGUGUAUUUUGGGAGUUUUGUGGCUUCAAUCGUGUGUAUUUCUGUUGUUUCUAGGCCGACGUUUGUUCACAGAUUCCUCAUCAAAUCUACUAUUGAAGAGAGAAUGCAGGCAAUGCUGAAGACAGCAGAGAAAAGGUGAGAGACACAGCAAACAAUCAGUUGUAUAUUUUAUCCCUUUAAAGAUACAGUAUGCAAUUUUAGCAAAGCUUUGUCCUCAGUAGACCUCCUGGCCUUAAAGUAACAGCAGUCAGUAUCCUGUUACAUAUGCUUUCACUCUAUUGGUGGAUUGAGCCUGAAGGGCAUCUGCAGAAACACUGGAGUAGCACACAGAGCUGGAUUUAAUUGUGUAGCAUUACUUCAGUAAUAAAUCUAAACUUAGCCAGCUAGCUGUUACGGAGCUAAGCCGUGUGGGUUUAGCAUUGGCUGCGCUGUAAAUAGAGCUGAAAAGUCUUUAAAGUGGAAAGCUUUCAGUUUUAACAGCUCGCUCAUCCAUGUUAGCCAGCAAUAAAAUGAAUCCAAGGUCAUCCAGUUUCAAUACUGGUCUAUUACUGGUGCAAAUAAUGAAGUUUUUUUAAUUUCUGAGUUGGAUUUUGUGUGUUGUGUGGUUCCAUUUGUUUGUGGGAAAAUUCCCAAAAUGUUCAGGACUGUUUUAAAAAGCUCUAGCAAAAUUCCUGAGAGUUCCUGGGAAGACUUCUUAAAAUUUUUCCAGGGAAAUUUCUGAAAUUUUGCAGGACAUUGCCCUAUAAUUCCCCAAAAGGAAUGUUAUCAAAAGUUUCUCAAUAUGCUCUCUAAAUUUUAAAAGAAAAAUCUCAAAAAUUCCCCCCUAAUUUUUUGAGACAGAACUGUUGGAAAAGUCCCAAUAUUUUUCAUGAAUAUUCCUGAGAAGUUUACAGGAGAAUUCAACCAAAGUUUAAGGAAAACUCUACAAGAUCUGCAAGGUACGGAAAUGUUUCCAGGACAAUCCCAAAGGUUUAGAAACAUUUCUUAAUACCCAAGAAAAUUUCCUGAAUUUUUAAAGAAAAUUUCCAGAUGUUUUCUUGAAAAUUCACAGUAGUUUUUUGAAAAUUAGGCAAAACACUUGGGAGUUUGCAUAAACAUGACACACUUGAUUUUUUUCUUGUUAAAGUGUUCGUCAUGGGAAACCCAGAAAAACAGAGGGUUGUUUGUGCUGCUAACUCUUUAGACAUCAGCAGUACUAAUAACAAAUAUUUGAAAUUUUUGAGUCGUGCUUUAAAAUCUUAGUUAAAGGACUAAUUUCAUAUAAUUUUUUAUUCUAGUCACACCAGCACAGCCAUGAAGCACUCAGAGGCCGCCGUGCUGACGGUAGCCGACCUGGCUGAUCUGUUUACUGAAGACACAGAGCACCUGGAGUGAAUCUGAACACCUGAAUACAGAGAGAGGUGUCCCUGCUGAAGACUCAUGGCAGAGGGAGCUCACUCUUUACUAUGAUUUUGCACUUUUAACUUUUUUAUACCAACACUCUUAAAUUUUUUGCCAAAAAAAAUAUUUUAGCAGGUGGACGGACUCAAACUUGUGAUGUCUGAUCUCUUUGGAGUAUUUGUGUAUUUGGCUCACUUGUCAUAGAUGUAACUGAUUCAAUAACUCUGCUCUCAUGUUUGACUAGACUGUACAUUAUUGUUGCCUGUCUUAAUCUAAUAAUAAGUAUAUGCAUUUGCGCACAACUGCAGUGCAAGUUGAUGCAAUAUAAGUGAUGAAACACACACGACAAAGUCACACCGGUAGUCGAGGUGCUCUUACAACUUUCAGGAAAUAAAAGUUCCGUUGAUUGCAGGGUGUGGACCUGCUAUGACCAGCUCUUUUUGUCCGGUGCUUUUAUUGGGUUUUAUUUCCAUGUGGUAAAAAUGGACGCAGGAAGGAAGCCGUUGAAACCUUUUUUUACAGGAGCAGAAAUAAGAGAUUUCCCUCAGCCAGACAAUCUUAUUUGAGCUGUUUGUCUCCUGAAACAAUGUCCAACAAUUUGUCCGAGCCCUUGUGCCUGUCGUAUUUGCAACACAAAGAGGCACAAGAUUCAGUGUCUUGGAAACUAAUCUUGUAAAUUAAACUCAUAAAGGUCAGAAAA